This is a messenger RNA of Zophobas morio, 2181 nucleotides long. RefSeq lists its product as uncharacterized. The transcript is spliced from 6 exons. Gene Ontology annotation, molecular function: ubiquitin protein ligase activity; protein binding; zinc ion binding. The record is from RefSeq and is a predicted model, not a curated record. Bases 213 to 1985 code for a protein of 590 amino acids. Gene Ontology annotation, biological process: proteasome-mediated ubiquitin-dependent protein catabolic process; protein polyubiquitination. NCBI's taxonomy places the organism in Eukaryota, Metazoa, Arthropoda, Insecta, Coleoptera, Tenebrionidae.
UUGUGUCGCACCAGCCAUUCCAAGUGAAGCAUGUCAUCGAAACGUCAUUUUUGUAUAGGUAUAGGAUUUGCGUACAAAACGAAAAGGUCGCGGCAAGUUGGACCACAUGUUUUUCAUAUAGGUGCUAUGGGGUUCCUAAACGAUGAUGGUUUCCGGGUGAUGCUGUAUUCGUUUUAUGAAAUGCUAACAUUCGAACUUCUUGCUUUACCAAAAUGUCGAGUGUUCAAGAUUCAUCUGAUUCUCAGCAAUCAAAUGACACUGCAGGUUCCAUCUCAACCUUUACGGUUCCAUGCUGCACUAUGUGCAGUCGAAGAGAAAUAUCAAAAUCUUACUGCACCUCGUGCAAACGCUAUCUUUGUGAGAGAUGUCAUUUUUUUCACGAAAUCAUGGUACGCUUUAAUUUCCAUCGAAUCAUCAAUCUGGCCAACGUCAGCAACGUCGAACAUCUAGCGAAAAUUCUUCAAAAUGGAGAAGAAGAAUCAACGUCAUCACUUUUUGAUAAUCCGAUGGCCAAUAUGCGUGCAGCAUUACAAACUCAAUUUUCAGAAGGCACUAAAUAUGUCAAUACGUUGUUGAAAAUGUCGUAUGAGUUGAGCAGAUCUGCGAAAUUAAUAGGAAGACGUCGCUUGGAGACUCUCAGUCACGUCGAUAAUCUUUUUCGAGAAUUUGAGCAAGUUUUAAAAAAUCACAGAGAUCAGACCGUUAACAUUCUGGACAAUGAAUAUAACUUUCUCUUUGAUAUUUUUAUUUCACACAGAAAAAAAAUCGAUAAUAUGAUUCGCGACAUGCUUGUGAAACUGUCUGAUUUGAAGCUGUUACUUGAAGACAAUGACAGUGCCUCUGGAUUUGAUUUUUCAAGGUUUUACACCGACGAAUCUGCUAAUAAUUCCUUCACUUUUUCGUCGACUCAAUGGCAAUUUGAUUUUUUCGACAAUAAUUUCUCCGUUCCGGGGACUCAACAAUUUAACUCUAGCUUCGAAGGACAAUCCAGUGAUGAGAGCGGAGCUUUGAAUAUAAAUAACGAUGUAUUUCCUUUCGAGUCCUUUAACAUACCCUUUGUUGCCUCCGAACCUAGCAACUUGGAUUGUCAUGUUAACCCCGACCUUUCUCUAUCAACCACCGAUCCCGAUAGUUCCUCUUACACAAAUUACGUAAACACUAUGCAAAUUCAUAAAACGUUCGGGCAAAAAGGAAACCGUUCGGGUAUGUUUAAUUCUCCACACGGAUUCUGUGUAGGCUUAGACGAAGAUAUUGUUGUUGCUGAUAGCAGCAACCACCGAAUACAGAUAUUCGACAAAACUGGUACUUUCAAAUUCCAAUUUGGAGUAGCUGGUCGUCACGAUGGUUACCUCUGGCACCCCCGCAAAGUUGCGUUUUUGCCAACACAGCGACGUUACGUAGUUUGUGAUCGUGGUUAUGAACGAUCCCGAAUGCAAAUUUUCACAGACACUGGAAAAUUUGUUAAAAAAAUUUAUAUCCAAUAUGUUGAUAUUGUAGCCGGUAUUGCAGUGACAUCGAACGAAGACAUUGUUGUUGUUAACAGCGUAACACCAACUGUUUUUAUAAUUGGACAGAACGAUUUUCUGAGAUCUAUUGAUUGUACUUCGUUCAUGCAGGAGCCUUCGGAUCUCACUAUCGUCGGGAAAGAAUUUUACAUAUGUGAUUUUAAAGCUCAUUGCGUGGUGGUAAUAGACGAUGAAGGAAACCUUUUGCGAAAAUUUGCAAGUAAACAUACUACAAUGUUCCCUAAUGGAAUAGAUGUAUCUCCUCAAGGAAAUGUUUUCAUUGGAGAUUCCCAUGGUAAUUUCUUUCAUGUUGCCGUUUAUACGAAGAACGGUACAUACGUGACUGAAUUUCGAUGCCCAUAUAUUAAAGUUUCUCGUUGCUGCGGCUUAAAAGUUAACAGCGAUGGACGUUUGAUUACCGUUGACAAAAACUACCACCAUGUCAUUAUGUUGGAGGAUUUGCAUAUUACUAACACAUAGAUAUUUUUUAAAGAUAUCUGUUAUUUAUCAUAUACAACUUGUAAGUUUUUAAUUAUAAGUAUAAAAUUAUAGAUUUCAACGAGUACCAGAAAUGUUUUUGCAUAUACAUAUAGUCACUUGUGUUAUUUCACAAAGGGUACUCGUACAUGUGUUUUGUAUUUUUGUAUUAUUGUUCGAUUAAAAAGUUUUCUUUUGC